Molecule: messenger RNA, 606 nt
Organism: Trachymyrmex septentrionalis
Lineage: Eukaryota; Metazoa; Arthropoda; Insecta; Hymenoptera; Formicidae
Exons: 3
Coding region: 1-606 (201 amino acids)
Source: RefSeq, a predicted model, not a curated record
AUGGAUGUAAUCGAUUUCAAGUCGCUGUUAUUUAGCGCCGGUAUUAUGAAGUCUGCGUAUCGUGAUGGAUUAUUCGAAAUCUAUGACAGAACAUCGGAAGAGAUCGCCGCGUAUCAAUUAAACGCGAUCCAUUUGUUGCAGGCAGCGUUCUCGGAAACAAUGAUCGCUACGCAGAUUCUCUGCGGAGCAAUCAAUUACAAACAUAGGGGAACAGGCAUUUUUACGGGCAAAAAGAAAUCUCAGGGAAUCUUGAUGAAUCGUGAAGGCGUGCUUCUGUUACACGCGAUUUGCCGGAUGUUUCGCGAGCGUCACGACGACAAUGAGGAGGCUGCGAGAAAGCGAUGGCCGCGGUGCGACGUCUGGCAAGGAAGUCUGCGCGGAGGGCGACCGGGAGGCAGCUGUGCCGCGAAGUCGCGCAAUCCCGAGAGAGGAAGAGGACAGAGAAGAAAAGGAGAGAUGAACAAAGUGUGUAAAUGGAUGCUGAACAGAGACAGUGUUGAGAUUGGCAGUGCCGUCUUGCAGAGCGGUCGACAGAAGACAAGAAGUCUACGGUUUCCGCCACUCGAGCGUUCGGUUAACCUACAAGUGCGAGAGAAUCGGAUGUGA